Messenger RNA from Caenorhabditis elegans, 770 nucleotides. RefSeq names its product Signal peptide protein (gene F26G1.2). The record is from RefSeq and is marked reviewed. The coding region runs from base 137 to 592 and encodes 151 amino acids. The transcript has 4 exons. NCBI's taxonomy places the organism in Eukaryota, Metazoa, Nematoda, Chromadorea, Rhabditida, Rhabditidae.
UUCAUCUAUCCGUUUCCUCGAUUUUACAACUUAAUGAUCACGAUCUUCUCUUUUCCAUUUUCCCUCAAUUCUACCUGGUUUUGAUUUCAAAACUUACUAUUUGGUUUCAUUUCAGAAGUUUCACACAUUUACAAAAAUGCUCGGCAUGAUGAACUCGCCUUCCGAUUCUGUGGAGUUUUACGCCACAAACCGAAAAGUUUCCGAUGAGCUGGGAAGUGCGGCGGAGAAUUCUGAAGAAUUGAAGAAAUUCUCAGAAGUUAAGCAGAAAGAUGUGGUUUCUUAUACAGAAGACGGCCGUAAAAUGAUCAAUGGGAAGCUUGUCAAUGAAAGUGAUGCUCCAACAAUGUGGGGAUCCGCGUUGCUCCGUGGAAGAAUCCGUACGAUUACUGGAGCUCCACUCACUGACAAGGAAAAGAAAGAAGAACGCGAGAAAGUGCGUCGAAAUUCGAAAAAGUUGGGGAAAACCAUUGCGGUGGUGGCGUCACUACAAACUUUGGCUAGCACUGAAGUCAUCGGGCAAGAAUCCAACGCCCCACAACCAGUAGAAAUCACGCCCGUCGCUGUUGUUGGCUCCGACAGUCCUCCGAAAUAAAUCAAUUUAUUCAAUCAAUUUAUUCAAAAUAAUGAUUACACUGUAGUGUGCAAUAGUGGAAGACAACAACACAAAGGACCUCGUUACCCAAAACGCUUUAUGACAAGUUUUAUUGAUUUUUCCGGAGUUUUUCUGUUCAUAUUGUUUUUUUUAAAUACAAUAAAUGAUUUAUUAAAAA